Messenger RNA from Humulus lupulus (European hop), 686 nucleotides. RefSeq lists its product as uncharacterized. The transcript has 2 exons. The annotation marks the transcript as partial. The record is from RefSeq and is a predicted model, not a curated record. Lineage: Eukaryota; Viridiplantae; Streptophyta; Magnoliopsida; Rosales; Cannabaceae.
CCCAAGAGCCAUUGCCCUGGUUGUAAAACUUUGAUGAAUAAGGGAUUGACUUACGUGUCACCCCCUGCUACCCAGGUGGGGUCCUCAUCAUCAUCAUCAUCAUUUGGGGCUGACCAGUCAGGUGGUUUCGUCAGAGGUGUGGUUACUUAUAUGAUAACGGACGACUUGGAUGUGAAGCCUAUGUCUACUAUCUCCAGCAUAGCUUUACUUAAUUCCUUCAAUGUUAAGGAGAUUUGUUCUCUUCAGGAGAAGACUGUUUCAGUUGGUAUUAAUGAGGGAUUGAAUUUGUUGAAGGCGUCUCUGCAUACUAAAUCAGUUCUUACCCAUGUGUUCUUGGAGAAGAGGGAACCCAUCCCAAUUUAAUUAAUGUUCUCCAGCUCAAGUCUCUCUUCAAUGGUAGAAAUGAAAAUCUUUAGAGUUGAAAGAGUUUUUUUUUUCUUUUUCCAAUGAAGUAUUUGUUGAGAUAUUUCAUGCAUGCAUGUUCUAGUUAAUUAAGUUCAGUUAUUUUCUUCGAGUAUUAUUUCAUCCCAUUACAGUAUAUAUAUUCAAACCCUUUUUUUCAUCAACUCUGAUUAUAAAAAUUACAAAUGCAAUUAUAUAAGAUAAUCCCAAGUCAUAUUUAACGAUAUUCACUCUUUAGUCCCUUGACAUAUCUGUAAUUCAUUUUGGGAAAUUCACAAAAACAC